UUUUUGCUGUUGUUGCUGUGGCCUGAGUACGGAGGGCUUUGAAAAGCUUACGUGAUUCCAUCAUGGUCCAAAAUUUGAGAGAUACUUUGACAGAGAUAUGCUAAGACCAUAUGCUGCUGUAAUUGAGGGUAAAAUCUGGCCCUGUGAUUCCUGGAGGUGAUGGAUCAAGAGCAGGGUGUCUUUACCCUGGGUGCACAUUGCUAUCAACAGGGAAGAUUUUUUUUUCAAAAAAUGUUAUUUUGAAAUAAGAAACGAGUGCAAAGAUCGUACAGAAAUGUCCUGUAUAUCCUUCACCCAGAUUCCCUAAUGUUGGCAUCUCACAUAACCCUGGGACAUGCGUAAAAACUAAGAAAUCAGCAAUGGUACAGUACUAUUAACUAAAUGAAACAUUUUAUUCAGAUCUUCCCAGAUUUCCACCAGUGCCCCACUUUUUUUUCUGUCCCAGGGUUCAGUCUAGCAUCUCUUAUUGCAUUUGUCCUGUCUUCUUGGUUUCUUCCAACCUGCAUUAGUUUCUUAGUCUUCCCUUGGUUUUUUUAAGAUUUUGACAUUAUUGAAGGGUACUGAUCAGGUGUUUGGUAGAAUGUUCUUUAUUUCAGUUUGUCUAAUGGUUUUUCAUAGACCUUGGCUGUGGAUUUUUGGGAAGAAUAUCAUGGGGGUGAGAUGCUCUUAUUAUGGCAUCACAGAAAGGGGUUCUGUGAUCUCAGCAUGACCCGUUACUGAUGAUGCUUACUUUGAUCACUUGGUUAAAGUGGUGUCUGCCAGAUUUCCCCACUGUUAAGUUACUGUUUGUCCUUUUCCAUGUUCUAUUCAAUAGGAGUGGGUGGCUAAGUCCAGCCCACACUGUAGGAGAUGGGGAGUGCCAGCUGUUUUUAUUCCUAUCAUUUCAAUUUGUUUCAUCCUCAUGGCUUUAUUAUCACCUCACUACUUCUUAGAGAUAUGGUUGUAAUGAGCUAGACUUGCCCAAAGUUACUCAGCUAUAAAUGGUAAAGCUAGAAUUUGAACUUAUAUCUGUCUGGCUUCAAAGGCCACGUUCUUUCCACUUCAUGUUAUUGUCACCAAGUAAAGAGGAUCUCACAGUCUCCAAGGUGGAAGCUCCCUCUCAGCUUGUCUGGAUGGUGUUUUUCAAAUCCAUCCUUGGAGUGUGACCCAUCAGUGGGUCAUGAGAAGAUGAAUGUUGAAGUCUUGGAACCCUGGGAAUGAACCUGGAAAAAUUCAAAAUAUGGUCGUCUUAGGCAAGUUUCCUUGUCCGGCUCAGCUGCUGAGACCAUACAUCUGGACCCUCAGUGCCCCGGCAGCAGCUCUGUGCAGACAGGAUGAAGUACAGGCUUAGGUCAAGCAAUCAGCAAUCAAAAUCCACACUCCCACCCAUGAGUGGCUGUUCAACCUUGAACAUGUUACUUUUUAUGUUAAUGAAACCCGGUUUUCUAGUCCUAUAAAUUUGGGGCUAUCAUCAACCAUUAAGUUAUAUUAAACCCAAUGCCACACAGGCAAGUACCUAGCAGUAUCCAAAGGCCCAAAAAAUGACACUUUUUCAUCUUUUCUCUUCCCUCCAAUUAAAAGACUAGUGGAAUAUCCGCAACUACUUUGACCAAAAGCCAGAAGACAGCCAGUUUGAGCGUAGCUGUUACAGCUUUGUGUUCUAAACCUAAGAAAUGGGGACCCCUCACACGAGAGUGGGGAGGCUUCUGGAUAUGCUACAAAUUCCAUCUCAUUUUCAUGGACUCAAGUGUUAAUUAAUAAAAUCUCAAGGUUCUCCUCCCUCUUUCCCCUCACAUUUCUUCAGAGAAACGAAGAGUUCAAACUCACAGCCCAAGCGCUCAGGUUUUAAAUUAGACAACUUUGUCCUGACAGGAACCAAGUCACAGCUGUCAUACCUGAUUACUUUUAGAGUUACUACUAAACCCUUUGUAUGGCAUGAGCUGCCACUGUUCAAGGCAAACAGAAAGACUUCACAUUUUAUCAUGACAGCCCUGGAGCUAUCCACCUCCCUAUGUUCAUUAUUCUCAGCCUGUCUUUGGAAGGGAUGAUGUGGCAUCCUGACAAUCGUAUAGUGAAGAAAGCAGACCCCAUGGCCUGUCACUACAGCCUAGGGAUUUUAAGCCCCCAAAGUGCAGCAAAACCCACUGCCUCCAGAAAGCCAAAGAAAAUUAUUUCUGGGGGACAUAGCUGCCUCAUAGCCUUCUAUGAAUGAACCAUCAUCUUUCAUGAGAGGCAACCAUUGACCCUUAAGUAACCAACCAAUAAGAACACCCGUACACAAAUGCCCACAGGUGUUGGCUGGGAUUGGCUGGCUUGUGGAUGAUGUCACAGUUUCCCUCCUCUGACUCAACAAUGCCAUCACCACUGAAAAGGCUGAGCCCUGACUGCAGCUCUUGCAGACAGAAAAAUUCACCGCAAGCAGAGCACCUUCUAGAUUGCUCCUGGAGUGUGGGGACAACAGUCUCUCCUGUUCAAGUUACUGAAUCCAGAAAAAAGAUGAACUUAUGAACAUGGGAAAAGAAAUCCAGCUAAAGCCUAAGGCAAAUGUCUCUUCUUACAUCCACUUUUUGCUGAAUUACAGAAACAAAUUCAAGGAGCAGCAGCCAAAUACCUACGUUGGCUUUAAAGAGUUCUCUAGAAAGUGUUCGGAAAAAUGGAGAUCCAUCUCAAAGCAUGAAAAGGCCAAAUAUGAAGCCCUGGCCAAACUCGACAAAGCCCGAUACCAGGAAGAAAUGAUGAAUUACGUUGGCAAGAGGAAGAAACGGAGAAAGCGGGAUCCCCAGGCACCCAGACGGCCUCCAUCAUCCUUCCUACUCUUCUGCCAAGACCACUAUGCUCAGCUGAAGAGGGAGAACCCGAGCUGGUCGGUGGUGCAGGUGGCCAAGGCCACAGGGAAGAUGUGGUCAGCAACGACAGACCUGGAGAAGCACCCUUAUGAGCAGAGAGCGGCUCUCCUGAGAGCUAAGUACUUCGAGGAACUUGAACUCUACCGUAAACAACGGAAACAAUGUAAUGCCAGAAAGAAGUACCGAAUGUCAGCUAGAAAGCGGUGCAGAGGGAAAAGAGUCAGGCAGAGCUGAUGGAUCCAGUUUGAAAAAAUAAAAUGCCAUUCAA
Molecule: messenger RNA, 3093 nt
Organism: Cercocebus atys (sooty mangabey)
Lineage: Eukaryota; Metazoa; Chordata; Mammalia; Primates; Cercopithecidae
Gene: HMGB4
Product: high mobility group box 4
Exons: 2
Coding region: 2484-3059 (191 amino acids)
Biological process (GO): regulation of transcription by RNA polymerase II
Molecular function (GO): DNA binding, bending
Source: RefSeq, a predicted model, not a curated record